AUGAUCAUCUCUAAUAUGACUUAAAGCAUAUCUCGUGUAUCAGAUAAGAUAUUGACGGAAACGAAUUCAAUCGUCUACUCUUUGAAUAAGUCUAAGAGAAGCAGUUUAAAGCAUAGAAAUUACAAACUGAAUCAGGAAGAAUUGAUCAAUACAAAUGAAACCUAAUUGAGAAGAAAAAGUUGCUAUUGCAGCGAAUGCGGUCAACUAAGUUAGUUUCAAUAUAAGCAUUAAAAUAACAAUGUUCCAUUAAGGAGGAUUACAACUUUCCAAAAAAAUCAGAUGAUGAGCAAAUCUAUGAAAAUCACUCCUGUUUCCAAUCGGUCAUCCAUUCUUAUUUAGAGACACUAAUUCAGAACGAACACCUGCAGAGAGAUCUAAUUAUCCUAAGUGUAUAACAUAUCACCAAGAUUAACUCCCAUGAAGGAAAAUGCAGUUGUCCUCAACAGAAAUAAAGAACUCUUCUAUAAUGAACUAUUGGAGUAAAUGAAGAGAAAGAGUCGAUUGAAUUUUCAUUAGCUUAGUGUACCUCAAACAAAAAAGGAGCAAGAACCACAAGUGAUUAAAAAACACACUUAAACAUCUUCAACUCAUCGGAAAUAGAAACCAGAUAUUAGACCAUAUUUUAGUCAUUUAAAAUUGAAACCAAUAAAUUAAAAAUUCUAAACUUCUCACUUUGAAAUCUGA
Molecule: messenger RNA, 684 nt
Organism: Paramecium tetraurelia
Lineage: Eukaryota; Ciliophora; Oligohymenophorea; Peniculida; Parameciidae
Exons: 2
Source: RefSeq, a predicted model, not a curated record